AUGCCAGAUACUAGAACAACUCGCAAUUUGAAACAUACAUCUAUUCACGAUCAUUUAUUAAAUAAUACAGCGUGCACAUAUUCAACAAUUGAUCAUACUUCGGAAAAAAACAUGCUCGAUACUAAACAUUUAUCAACUACUUCUGCUAAUACACUACACCACGAUCAAAAAAUUUUAACUAAUAAUGAUGAUCAACAUUUAUUAAUUGAACCAUCAAAUGGCUCAAUGCUUUCCAUUGACAACAAUCAACAAAAAUUCGCACGAAUACCAUCGCGUGUUAAUCAAUAUUCAUCGGCUCAAACCACAGGUGACACAUGUCAACAUAUGAUGAAAAAUGCAAUUAAAUCAUCAACAAUACAUCUUAAACAGGACACUGUGGAUAACUUUGUAACAUUCUCAGGAAAAAAAGGUGAAGAUGCAGGAAAGUGGCUAGAUCAUAUUUUUGAAGUGAUUGAACAACAAGAAUUAACACUAAGUGAACAACGUGAUAUAGCUGCAAGAAGAUUAACUGAUGAUGCUUUAUUAUGGUAUCGUCUUAAUCGUUUACAAAUGCCUGAUAUGCAAUGUUUUAUUCAACACUUUUUACUCACUUAUAAUCCACCGCAUGCAAAAUUUCCGACUACUGAUGCAAUCUCCACAGAUGUUCAUAAUACAUUAACGGAAGAGGUACUGGCAGACAAAGAUUCAGACGAAAUUCAUGAUAAUACAACGAAGUCGAACAUUACGGAAAACCAUUAUUUGGAAUCAUCAUGUCGAUCGACAUCACCUCUACAAGUGUUACAAUCAGCUAGGAAUGAAAAGGUUAAACUUUUCCCAAACUUUUCUGGCUCUGAAAACUUCUUAAAUUGGUUAAAACACUUACAACAAAUGGGUAAAUCACUUAAAUUAAAUGAACACCAAAUAUAUCAAUUGACAAUAAUAAAAUUAAGUGGUCCUGCUCACGAAUGGUUUUAUGAUCAAGAUGAAAUUGAUAAUUGGUCUUCUUUCAAAGGGACUUUCUUAUACGCUUUUCCACCACCAAUUCAACCAACCAACAUUGACUAUUUAGCUCAAUUGCUAGCACGCAAACAAGGUGAAACAGAACCAGUUGGCAAAUUUGUACAAGACAUCAAUCGUCUAUGCCUUAAAUUGGAUAAUAAGAUCAGUGAGCAAGACAAACUUCAAUAUCUUAGAAGAGGUCUUCGUCCACAACUCCAGCAUUAUGCAUUAUCGAUUAACUCAUUGCAAGAUCUUCUUACCGUAAUGCAACGACAUGAACAGAUAGAAAAAUAA
This is a messenger RNA of Rotaria sp. Silwood1, 1272 nucleotides long. NCBI's taxonomy places the organism in Eukaryota, Metazoa, Rotifera, Eurotatoria, Philodinida, Philodinidae. The record is from the annotation of a GenBank genome assembly.